Mobula hypostoma (lesser devil ray) is the source of this 1975-nucleotide messenger RNA. RefSeq names its product homeobox protein zampogna-like. The coding region runs from base 247 to 1092 and encodes 281 amino acids. Gene Ontology annotation, biological process: cell differentiation; regulation of transcription by RNA polymerase II. Gene Ontology annotation, cellular component: nucleus. The transcript has 2 exons. The record is from RefSeq and is a predicted model, not a curated record. Gene Ontology annotation, molecular function: DNA-binding transcription factor activity, RNA polymerase II-specific; RNA polymerase II cis-regulatory region sequence-specific DNA binding. NCBI's taxonomy places the organism in Eukaryota, Metazoa, Chordata, Chondrichthyes, Myliobatiformes, Myliobatidae.
UGAAGUUUUCGUGGAUUUCUCUGGUUUUUCGCUCGUCUUUUCCUCAGAUCGAAUGCCUGAAGCUAAUUCAGGAGCAGCGGGUCGUCUCAGGCACUCGACAAGGAGGGGAAACGGCGGAUGCGCCGAGAUUUGCUUCUAUCCCUGUGGAAGAGGGAAGCAGCCAACUAGGAGUUGGCAACACACUCCGAUUAGGAGCAGAGCGAAACCGUCUGCUCUUUUAGAUACUCGUAAAUAAAUUACUAGAAGAUGGCUGUGCAAGGAGGGUCUUUGACGCCGUUCACCAUCCAGGAUAUUCUUACCCGGGGCAACGACACGAGGCUGGGUCGGAACCAGAACCAGGAGCGGGUGAAAGUCGAGCCGCGCAGCCUGAAUUCACAUCGCGAGCAGGACCGGGAGAAACGGACGCCUCUGAUUGUUAUCCGGGUCGAUCAGAAGCAGGACGACGCGGUAACGGGUGGCCCGGGAGAAAGCGAGAGCCAGCAGCCGCGGGCCGAUGCGCUGAAUGGCGAGGAACAACCCGGGGAGAAGGGAAGCGGGCGGCUGUUCGUGGAGACUUUCAACGAGGAAUCCAACGAAGGAAAUAACUGGGAAAAUAACUCCGAAAAGUGUGAUAAAGAUCCGGAUCGCCAGACAGCGACAGAUGACGACGAAAAGUCGGAGAGACUUCUACCGUCCGACCAGCCCGGUAAAUCCGGUAAGAAACGCUCCCGGGCCGCAUUCUCUCACGCUCAAGUCUUCGAGCUGGAGAGGAGAUUCAAUCACCAGAGAUAUCUGUCGGGCCCUGAGAGGGCGGAUUUGGCAGCCGCCCUCAAACUCACAGAGACGCAGGUUAAAAUCUGGUUCCAGAAUAGAAGAUACAAAACGAAGAAGAGGCAAAUGGCCGCGGAGCUGGUGGUUAAUUCGGUGCCCGCCGCGGCCAAGAAAGUAGCCGUCAGGGUGCUGGUCCGAGACGAUCAAAGACAAUACAGCCCCGACGAAUUAGGAAAUCCGCACUUACUCUCGCUGUAUCAGGCCUAUCAAUACUAUCCCUACAUGUACUGUCUCCCCGCUUGGCCUCCGUCCGUUAUCCCCCUCUGCGGAGGAACUCAUUGAAAGGACAAAGGGCGUGGGUGAGGGAUGGAGGAGAAAGGGUGAAAAAAAACAGGGAACUUAAAAAUAUUUUUAAACUAUAAAAUGGACAGUACGCAAUUCCUCCGGCAAAAUGUUUUGCAAUCGCCUGCAGAUGCCAAUGAGUCGUCGGAUCGGCCUCGCGUUUAACACGCAGGAAGCUUGUUCUUUUAAUAAACUCAUUGAGACAAAGAAGCGAGGUCAGACUGAAUGAAUAAUUGUUUUGGAGAGGAGACAUCGGUGAGAAUAGGGGAUGGGUUGGUGGGAGGAAUAGACAACACGGCGACCUUUCAAAAAAAAUAUUAACAAUGUAUCUCUUCCCUGUCAGUUGUUCGGUGGUUUGCCUUUCUCGUGUUAAGCAUUUGGUGCUGACCGACGUGGCCCUUCGAUACACCGACGAAUGGCCGAGUAGGUCACGAAGUCAUUUUUCCAAAGCCAAAUAUUAAAGAUAGAGAGAAUCCAAAUAUUUCCGGCGAGACCCAAAGCGCAUUUUCUGAUGAAUACUUGACUAUGGUUUUUCUACAUUAGAAAAUAAAUGGAAGGAAUGAGACUUUACAGGAAUGGUUUCGUUUUCAAAACCAGCCGUCCAGAAGGUCUACUUUUUUUUUGCACUGCUUUCUGCACGUAGCUAACAAAUACAAGCAGAAUGUUAUAAAUAUAUAUUUAAACUUAGCAUUUAAACUUUGAUUGCUGAUGUAACUGAAAACCUUGAAACGAAUUUGGUCUGUUCAUUUCUCUUAUCUUGUUUGCUGGCAUCACUAAUUUCUCAAAACUUGCUCAUUCGAUUUAUAAUUUUUUUGAAAAGAACAGUUCUUAAUUUUCAUGAUGUAGUUUUUAAUGUUUGCACAAUUAAAUAUAUAUUACUGGC